Messenger RNA from Diachasmimorpha longicaudata, 549 nucleotides. RefSeq names its product reactive oxygen species modulator 1. Bases 196 to 435 code for a protein of 79 amino acids. The transcript is spliced from 3 exons. Gene Ontology annotation, biological process: protein insertion into mitochondrial inner membrane; protein import into mitochondrial matrix. Gene Ontology annotation, cellular component: TIM23 mitochondrial import inner membrane translocase complex. The record is from RefSeq and is a predicted model, not a curated record. Lineage: Eukaryota; Metazoa; Arthropoda; Insecta; Hymenoptera; Braconidae.
GUAUCGUAAAAAGCAUUAUGGCCGCCAAUAGCGUAACUUGAGGGGUUAGAACGCACGUAAGUGCUGGUUGAAGAAUAAAUCGUAAAUCCUGAAGAGGGGAAUCGAUAACAACGAGUUUGACAAUCAGUAAAAAUAUUUCUCUGGGGUUGUUUUGGAGGGUUUUUUAACCAGGAAAUCUUCCAGAGGGAGUUCAAUAUGCCAGCUGUACCAGGUGGAAUCUACCAGCAAGGACCAUCCUGCUGGGACAGAAUGAAAAUGGGGUUUGGAAUAGGUUUUUGUGUGGGAAUGGCAUCUGGGGCCCUUUUUGGAGGCUUCUCAGCGUUGAGGUACGGUUUAAGAGGCAGGGAACUGAUAAAUAACGUCGGGAAGACGAUGAUACAGGGAGGUGGUACCUUCGGCACAUUCAUGGCUAUUGGCACUGGCAUACGGUGCUAGUAUCAGUUGACUUAUUGUUGAUGAAAUAUGUAUCUUGUCUUAGACUGAGGAGCUGUAUGAUAUAAUUGAAAAAUUUACUGUUGAAACUACUAAUAAAAUAAUGCUUAAUGAGUA